UCGUAAUAUAUUUAUUACUUCUAUCAAUAUAAUUACAUUAUAGUAAGCAUAGCAAUUAUCACGAUUAAUAUUUAACACGAAUAACUUCCGUUAUUAAACAACAAUUAAAGUGACGAUAAAUUAAAAUCAAACCUCAAAAAUACAAUAGGUAUAUAAGCGUGCGAUUUUGAAAGUUACAUGGCGUUAUAGAGGGUUAAAUGGGAAAACUUGAAUAUCCUAUGAUAAUCUUACCUUUUUGAACGAUACAUUCAAAUACAUGACUCUCCAUCACGAUGUUUUACUUGGAUAUCUUUCAAACAGCUAAAUUCUUCGCAAAAUGCUAAUUUCAAUGCUAUUAUUGUAAAUGUUUAACAAUAAUCGAUGUGUAUCGGAUGCGUUUGAGGUGCUUGUAAUAAUCACUAAGCUAACACUAAGGAAUGAAGGUAUUCUUUGCUUGGUUGUCGGGAGAAGCACAUUCGUUGUUUGAAACAAUUGAAAAAUUUUUGCAGCGUAACGAUGCGCCAACUUUCUUUUUUUUCCCGUUCGUUUCUUUCUUUAUUUGUGUCGGAAAUGUAUGGUCCAUGCAAAAGGAUCAUGCCAUAGAGUCAAAAAGGUACGAUCAGGCUCACCGAUUUCAAUUUGAUCUAAUCGAUAUUUCAACGAACGUUUUUACGAACUCGUACAAAUGUCCUGUAAUUGCUGUACCUGUGACAAGCUUGGCCUAGAUUAUUAUGGUGUAUUAUCAUUGACCAAAAAUUCUAAUGACCUCGACAUAAAAAAAGCGUUCAGGCGAUUGGCAAUAAGUUAUCAUCCGAAAAGUAAAGAGAAUAAUGCUUGCUUUGAAGUAUUUAACUUGAUAGCUGAAGCAUACGAUGUGCUUUCGGAUCCAUUGAAAAGGGCUGUAUAUGAUCAGUAUGGUGAGGAAGGUUUGAAACGUGGAGUUCCGGGUCUUAAUGGAUUUAUCGAACCUUACGUUUAUCAUGGAGAACCUAUGAGAACUUACAAAGAAUUUUUUGGUACCGAUAAUCCUUAUGCUGAUAUUCUGGAUUAUUUAACACGGCCACAGUUAUUAUUUGAAUUCCCAGAAGGUCGUGGAAUAAAAAAAAAGGAGGAGCCAGUGAUAAAUAGCUUACAGCUUACUUUGCAAGAGGUCUUUUUUGGUGGAACGAAGAAAAUGAAAAUUCAAAGAUAUGUCUUCGUUGAUUGUAAUAAAAUAAGAACGGAACUUAAAGAAGAGAUUUUGUCAAUACCUAUAAAACCGGGUAUACCAACAGGAACAAAAAUUAUUUAUCCAGAAAUGGGUGAUGAGAGUCCGAGCAAAAUAUCGGCGGAUGUGAUUUUUAUUGUCGAGGAUCGACCCCACGAGACGUUCCAAAGAAAAGACUCCGAUUUGUACAUGAUUGUUGAUGUGUUUCUGCGAGAAGCUCUUACGGGAACUACCGUUACCGUUAAUACCAUCGAUGAUAGAACUUUUCGAGUUCCGAUAACUUCUAUCAUCACACCAGAAUAUCGCAAGAUUGUCGAAGGGGAAGGCUUACCUUUACCAGAAAAUCCAAAGGAGAAGGGAAACCUGAUAUUAAAUUUCAAUAUCGAGUUUCCAGUUUAUUUGUCGAUUAUUAAUAAAGAUUACGUCAACAAAGCCUUCGAAUUACCGAUUACCAGCGACGCUAUAGAAAAUGCCGAAUAUCUUCAUCGCUAUGGUGUUCAACGUUACAAAAUGUGGAACAUGUUAUAAAAAAAGAAGCAUACGAUUUUUAAUUUAUACGAGAACUAUACACCAAUAUAUUUCAUCAAAAUUAUCUCGUUAUACAACAAUCGAUAAUGCAAAUUAGAGUAAAACUGUUAUACCGACAAUCGGACAAUUACCGACAUGACAUCGCAUUUGUUCGAAACAAUGAAAAGAAACAGCGAAUCGUACAGAGGGCGUUGACCAAAAAGAAGUUCACCAAAGUUUAAGAAUCUCUCAUAUAGAUCUAUCGAUCUAUGCACCAUCGGAGAGAUUAUAGAUCAUUUGUUCGAUAUCGUUUAUAAUCGAGAUGAACUCUUAUGACACUUAACCAAACGUAUCGCUCUUAUCCAACCAAUUUUUCCUCGUAUUAAAGAAAUUAAAAAAGAGUGCAUAAAAGAGUGCAGUUUGUCUUUAGCGAGAAGAUGGCGCCGCUUGUAUCUCACGAAAGUGUCACCAAAAGUGCCAACGUCGCGGCGAACGACUCGUCGUCGGUCGUGAAUUCGCAUGAAACUUUUUGGUACGUGCUUUUCGCAUUUUCGUUCUAUGCGUGUCAUUAAAUAAUCAUACGUUCAGUUCGAUUUUUUUCUCUUUAUAUAUAUAUAUAUAUAUAUACAUACAUA
Molecule: messenger RNA, 2328 nt
Organism: Vespula pensylvanica (western yellowjacket)
Lineage: Eukaryota; Metazoa; Arthropoda; Insecta; Hymenoptera; Vespidae
Product: dnaJ homolog subfamily B member 13-like
Exons: 6
Coding region: 665-1714 (349 amino acids)
Cellular component (GO): cytosol
Molecular function (GO): protein-folding chaperone binding
Source: RefSeq, a predicted model, not a curated record